AUGAACUUCUUCCCGUACAAUCAAAACCCUAACCGUAACUACCCGGCCGACGAUAAUUACUCUCCGCCGCCAUCCUUCCCGCAAUUCGCGGGUCCCGCCGCCGGGCCGGAGUUCCACUUCUCCGAUUACCUGUUCCCGGAGGAAGCACGCGAUAAUCAUGAUGAUCGUAACAGCAAUUACAUGGAUGAUUAUGAUCACUCACCUGAUCCCCACCACAGCUUCGCCGUCACCGCCACUGCUACUGACUCUCCGGUCCAGAUCGGGUCCGGCGGCGAUGGCGGCUCUUGGAACUCUGUCGGGAAUAUUGAUGAUGGAGACCAACAUGAAAUCAGCAGAAGAAUCAGUAAUGGAAAGCAAAAAAUGAACAAGGAAUCAGAAGUAGUGGCGCAUAAUAGAGUUGCGUUCAGGACCAGGUCGGAGCUGGAUGUGAUGGAUGAUGGCUACAAGUGGAGGAAGUACGGCAAGAAAUCUGUCAAGAACACCCCUAAUCCCAGGCACUACUACAAGUGUUCAAGCGUGGGAUGCAACGUGAAGAAGAGAGUCGAGAGAGAUAGGGAGGACUCGAGCUUCCGUCCCUUCGAUUUGGUUUGCCCUCUCGACGGGAAAUUUUCCGUUUCCGAUAAGGAGGGAACAAUGUUUUGGAGGGAUCGCGAAAGGGAGAGCAAGGAGCUUAAUGGCGGGCCGCCAUGUGGUCUGGUUCGUGUUCUUGUUGUUGGUGAUUCAGGUGUGGGGAAAACUUCUCUUGUGAAUCUGAUGGUCAAAGGCUCUUCCUCUGGCCGCCCUCCUCAAACAGUUGGAUGCAAUGUUGAUGUCAAGCACAUUACUUAUGGUAGUAGUGGCAGCUCUUCCAGCAGCAUGAAAGGUGAUGGUGAGAGAGAUUUCUUCGUUGAGCUUUGGGAUGUGUCAGGACACGAGCGCUACAAAGAUUGUAGGUCUCUUUUCUAUUCCCAAAUUAAUGGAGUUAUAUUUGUUCAUGAUCUGUCACAGAGAAGGACAAAAACAAGCUUGCUACACUGGGCUUCAGAAAUUGCAGCAACUGGAACCUUCUCUGCCCCUUUGGGUUCUGGGGGUCCUGGCGGUCUCCCUGUACCCUACAUUGUUAUUGGCAAUAAAGCUGAUGUGGCAGCGAAGGAAGGCACAAGAGGAAGCAGUAGCAACCUGGUUGAUGCUGCUCGCCAUUGGGUUGAGAAGCAAGGACUGCUUCCGACCAGCGAUGAACUUCCAUUGACCGACAGCUUCCCGGGAAGUACAGGACUUCUUGCUGCUGCCAAAGAGGCAAGAUAUGACAAGGAAGCUGUGAUCAAGUUUUUCCGUUUGUUAAUCCGGAGAAGAUAUUUCUCAGAUGAGUUGGUCAGCAGUCCUAGUCCAUGGUCAGCUUCUCCAGCUCAAAGGUCUCAGCAACAUCUUGACGAAGAUAUAACUGAGGAAAACCAGUUUUACAAGAGCACGAGUCUGGGUGGCGAUCCUUACAAAUACAACAGUCUACCUCCCCUGCCUGCACAGCGAAAUCUCACGCCGCCUCCCACGCUUUAUCCUCAGCAGCCGGUUUCAGUAAUGGAGAACUACAACUUCCCAAGGUUUCCCUCAUUGGGUUCUCAAGAAAUCAGCAGCAGUACGAGGUCGAAACGGUUGGACAUCAAUGUAUGA
Molecule: messenger RNA, 1647 nt
Organism: Linum trigynum
Lineage: Eukaryota; Viridiplantae; Streptophyta; Magnoliopsida; Malpighiales; Linaceae
Source: the annotation of a GenBank genome assembly